Xyrauchen texanus (razorback sucker) is the source of this 2498-nucleotide messenger RNA. RefSeq lists its product as uncharacterized. Lineage: Eukaryota; Metazoa; Chordata; Actinopteri; Cypriniformes; Catostomidae. Bases 582 to 2243 code for a protein of 553 amino acids. The record is from RefSeq and is a predicted model, not a curated record. The transcript has 6 exons.
UGUACGCUUUCGCGUGAGUUGUUGCCCGUCUGGCAUUCACUAAAGUACAGGGGUUUCAGUACAGCGACGCACAAGGGGCGUGGCCAUGACAUAAAACAAAUUUCAGGUCAGCGCACAUGUGCAUUAUAGUGCCUUCUUUCCGCGGGCUUUUCAUAACAGCGACAGCAAACUGAUGGAACAGCCAUGGAGAAUCUAAGACAAAAUAGGGAAAUCGGUAAAUGUUUUUGUUGUUUUACUAUGAUACAGAGGCAGAUGAUUUUGUAAAAGAUGCGGUAGCAUUUUAAUGUAAAGAACGAGUAACGAUAAAUACUUUUUGUUACCGUUUGCAAUAUAAGUGCAUAUGAACUAUGCAAAUUUUGAAUUAGGAGAACGCCUACACUACCACGUCACAUUUUUACGCUGUACUGAAACCCCUGGAAAUAAGUGACUGCCUUGCUGGUCUAGUCUGGCCCAGUUAGCCAUACGCAUGCCUUUUUAAUGUUUUAAUACUGGAUCAACCAGUCGUGCGUCUCGCAGGAUUGUGUAUAAGUUAACCAGUGCGAGGAAUUGUUGAAAGAAGACGUCAAGUGGCGUAAAGAAAGAUGUCUGCCUCCUCAGUGUCAACAGUGGACUUGAACAUCACUGAGGCGAUAGUGAAAGAGUCUGACCCUGAAAUGAGCCUGAUGGAUGAGCAGGAGGAGAUGGAGGAGGAUCUGGAUUUAAAACUACAGCAGGAUAUAAAUGUAGAGGAGGGGAGUGGACAAGAAAAGAGCCAACCAAUAGAUCCAGGCAAAGAAGAAGAAGAAGAAAUUAGUGUACAGGUUUACUUUGAGCAUAACAAGGAAGCCGAAGAUGUAGAGGAGAAUAAUGACAAGGAGGAUACAGCACAGUGUUUAGAGGAGCUAGUGAUCUUUAAAGUUGAGGACUUGAGGGAUGUAAUGCCAGUGGAUUUGGACCAGACUGAGGAUCACAACAGGAACAUGAUGGUGAAUAAAGCAAAACAUUCUGAAAAACGAACAGCUGAAGGUGUAAAAAAUGAGACCAUGACAUUACCUGCUGGAAUGCAGACAAAACAACUGUUAAAACAUGCCACAAAACCUGAGAUGAAAGUGGCCCAACCUGUGCAGAUUAAGGAUGAACCAAUGGAUGAGGAGUAUGAGAAAGCAUCUGAACCACAGGGCCCAAUGGAAAACAUUAAGGAUGAGCCUGACACUGCAGCUGGAAUUGCUCCUGAGGCAACAAAUGACAUGGUAGUGUGUAAACCAGUACCGAAGUCCAAGGAUCAUGCCCGAACUGUUGUGAAAUGUACACUGUACAGAGCAUAUGGUGGUCCUCUUCCAGAUCCUCACAUCCUCGCCAGUGUUGAGAAACUGCAAGACAAACGCCCACAACCAGGCAUUUGCAAAUUGCUCCACGGGCUUGAGGCCCUUAAUUUUGUGGACUCUAAAUUUGGCCCGGUGCCAUUUGGGUCUUUGCUCUCUUACCAGUGCCCUCCUGAGAUAAGUAGAGACAUUAUUAAACACCCUGGUGCCCCUGGAUUUCCUCAGUUGCCCAUUGAAGGUCACAAUUUUAAAUUUCACAUACAAUUUGAGCCUAACUACAAGCAACAAUGCCACUUAGAGAGCCUUAAAGUGUCAAGGGAGAUCUCUGCUGCUAUUGAGGCAGAAACACGACUGCAGUCAGAAUGCCAGCUGUGGACCCAGGUACGCAAACCCCGACUUACAGCCAGCAGAUUUGGUGAGAUAUGUCAUGUCUGUGGAGAGUCAACUGCAAAAUCCUUAGCUGCUCGCAUUCUGAGAGGAACUCCUCAGACAGCAGCUAUGAAAAGAGGGCUGGACCUAGAGCCUGACAUACUAAGGCAAUAUUCUGAUUUCUGUGAUGUCACUGUGACGCAGUGUGGGGUCCUCAUCCACCCUGAUGCACCUCACCUUGCAGCCAGCCCUGAUGCCAAAGUUUUCAACCCCAGAGAAACACCACCAUUUGGGUUGGCAGAGGUUAAGAGUUGUGAUGUUGAAGAUGUUGCUCAAGUUAAACACCUGAUCACAGUUCGAGGCCAGGCCUGCCUUAAGAAAAGCCACAAAUAUUACUAUCAGGUUCAAGGCCAGCUGGCCAUAAGCGGACUUCAGUGGUGUGAUUUUAUAACAGAUACCCACACUGACUUCACAGUUGAAAGAAUAUUUAGGGAUGAGGAGAUCAUCAACUCAAUGCGACAGAAGCUGGAUUAUUUUUAUCACAACAUCUACAUGGAUGUAUUAUUACGUUAAGGCAGAAUUUUCAAAUGUAAAUAUUUUUAUGAACAUCUGAUGCAUGUAAUUCCUGUUGUAAAUACUUUUUCAAUUUACAACUUAAGUCAGUGUUGCAUUGUAUGUAAAUAUCCUUUGUCUUAUCGAGCAGUGGUCGCUCUUCAACCAGUUUUCAACCUUGUUUGUAGCUUUGAGCUGCUAUGAAAGUUUUGUAUUAGUUUCCUUCAUCUCACAUAAAUGCUAUUACCAAAUAUGUAAAUAAAAAAAAUGGCAAGU